AGUUGCGCUUUGGAUAGCGCUUUGUGCAGACGUGGAGUGUAAAAUUUCGCAUUAAAUACGAUAAAUAUUUACGUAGGUUUAGCAAAAAACACGUGAAAAUGUCGGUAAACGCGGCUCCAAGUAAAAAACAACCACCCAGACAGUUGAGGGAACGUAAACAAAAGAAACUUUAUUCGGAAGAUUGGGCCGUGGGCGAGGAAGACAUCGAAGGUCAUCGAACGUUUAAUCUACAGGAAAAAUUAGAAGAUCCAUCGUUCGCUUCUCAUAAUAUUGUUAAAGAAAUGCACGGUAGCGAAUUGAACGUCGCUUAUUUUCAAAGGCACGGUUUCAAUACCCCGUUAUUGUUUAAGGAAAAGACUGGAUUGGGACUAAGGGUACCAACUUCGAAUUUUACAAUAAACGACGUAAGAAUGUGCGUGGGUUCUCGACGCGUUUUAGACGUAAUGGACGUAAAUACGCAAAAAAAUAGUGAAAUGACAAUGAAAGAGUGGCAAAAAUAUUACGAGGAACCCGAAAAAGACAAAUUAUUAAAUGUGAUAUCUUUAGAAUUUUCUCAUACUAAAUUAGAAAAUUAUGUACAAAGUCCGACCGUAGUAAGACAAAUAGAUUGGGUGGAUUGCGUGUGGCCUAGACAUUUAAAAGAAAGUCAAGUAGAAGCGACUAACGUCCUCGAAGAAAUGAAAUAUCCCAAAGUUCAAAAAUAUUGCCUUAUGUCAGUAAAAGGGUGCUACACGGAUUUCCACGUAGAUUUCGGAGGAACGUCCGUUUGGUAUCACAUCCUCAAAGGGGGGAAAGUAUUUUGGUUGAUACCGCCGACGGAAAGUAAUUUGGAAUUGUACGAACGUUGGGUAUUAUCUGGUAAACAAUCUGAUAUUUUCUUCGGGGAUACGGUGGAAAAAUGCGCCAGGAUUGUUUUACAGGAAGGAAAUACGUUUUUCAUUCCCACCGGGUGGAUACACGCAGUCUACACACCCGUAGAUUCGUUGGUUUUCGGCGGGAAUUUUUUGCAUUCCUACGGUAUAGAUAAACAGCUCAAAAUAGCACAAGUCGAGGAUACGACGAAGGUUCCACAGAAGUUUCGGUAUCCUUUUUUCACAGAAAUGUUAUGGUACGUACUCGAGAGGUACGUACAUUGUUUAUUAGGAAAUUCUCAUUUAACAACAGGUCAGGACGCCCCCAUACCACCAGAUAGGAUGCAUAUACACCUCACGCAAGCCGAACUGCACGGCUUAAAAGAAAUCGUUUUGUACCUUCACAUGUUACCGCCGCACAAAAAAAACGUCCCCGAUUUACUCAAGGAUCCGAUUUCGUUAAUACAGGACGUCAGGACUCUGAUCGGUCUUCAUCGACAGGAUAGCAGAGAACUUGCUAUAACUGGUCGACCAAUUCUAACAGUUCCCGAUGAUUUCGAAAAUAAAUCGAAACUUUCGAUUCCCAGGGGUCCGUACAACAAAGGAAAUAAUUUAAAUAAAUUACCGAAACCUCCUGGGGUUUUUAAGGGACCUAGGAGCUCUGGAGAAAAAGGAGGACCAAGGAGAAGACGAACUAGAUGUAAAAAGUGCGAGGCUUGUCAACGGAGCGAUUGUGGGGAAUGCAGUUUUUGUUUGGAUAUGGUAAAAUUCGGGGGACCUGGACGUGCUAAACAGACUUGCAACAUGAGGCAAUGUUUGCAACCGAUGUUGCCGGUUACGGCGGCGUGUUCGCAUUGCGGCUUGGACGGAUGGAUGCAGACGCCGGUGACGCCCCUACAGAAAGGACCCCAAAGGUGCGAAAGCGCCAGCAACUUGAUGGAAUGUUCGGUAUGUUACGAGAUAGCCCAUCCCCAAUGCGUCCAACGUUUAUGCCCCGAAUUCACCGGCUACAUAAACGAAGACAUGCCAAAUUCAUGGGAAUGCCCGAUGUGUUGCAAAUUAGGCAAAAACACCGAUUACCGACCGAGACAUUUUCGCGCCCGACAAAAAUCCUCGGAUAUACGACGCAUGUCGAUAAGUUCGGACGCUUCGAGCGCCAUCGAUAACAAAAUCCAUCAAGAACACAUCUCGGAUUCAGGUAGCGACACCGAACACAAAGAUCCCUUACCGAUAAAAAAGAGAAGAUCCAGCGAAAAUACCGAAAUCGAAAUAAAAACCACUCCCCCGUUGGAUCCGCCGAGGAAAACGGCCUUCCGGAUGCAACUCGCCCAACAAAUAGUCAGCAAUUCGACUAAAGUAUUAAAAAAACCGAUGGUAGUUGUACGACCGGCUCCGAUACCAUCCGCACCGACGGCACCGAUGAACAACCUAGCCAUGGAUAAACGUUGCAUGUUGUUGAUAUUUCGUUAUUUAACGCCCGGCGAAUUAUUAACGGCGGCAACGGUGUGCAAAAGUUGGGCCACCUUCACCGUCGAUCCUUCGUUAUGGAAAAAAAUGUCUUUCAACCGGAAACAUAUAUCAUCGGAUAUAUUGAAAGGUAUAGUUAGAAGACAACCGGAAUGUUUGAGUUUGGAUUGGUGCCAUAUUAACAAAUUCCAAUUACCUUGGUUGAUACAACGUUUGGGGCAAUUGAAGGAAUUAUCUUUGGUAAGCGUCAACGUAAAAACGGCCAUAUCGUUGAAAUCGAAUCAUUCCGCCGUAUUGGUGGCUUUAGAUUUGAGUUUCAUAUCGGAUUUCAACGAUUCCGCUUUGAGGGAUAUAAUUGGUCCGAAUAGCGAUACCAGAACGGUUUUGGCAUCGGAAAAAAUCCGGUUUAGAAAUUUGAAAAAUUUAAAAUUGGCCGGUACCGAUAUAACCGAUAUAGCUUUAAGGUACGUAACUCAAUAUUUACCCAAAUUGCAGUAUCUCGGUUUGGGGAUGUGUCCGAGAAUAUCCGACGCCGGUAUAGCUCAAUUGACGACUAAACCAUCGAAUACCGUUACUAAUUUGAUCGGUUUGGAUUUGAGUCAUUCAAAAUUGGUUACGGAAAAUAGUUUGGAACAUUUAUCGAAAUGCGAAAAUUUGGUUAGGUUGGAUUGUAGGCACGCGUUGCAGAUAUCGACGCAAGCGCUUAUCAAAUUCGCCGCCAAAAGCGAUAAGAAUUUGCAGGUUAGGGAUAUCAAAUUGGUCGACGUUAGACAGAAGAAUUAAUCGAUAUAUUAAAUUGAUUAAUCGAUAUAUUAAAUGAAAAAAAAAGAUAGAGGAAUCGUUGUUACCGGAAAAUUCGUUACUGAUUAGAAAAAUUUUUUAUAAAAAAAAUUGUCGGUAAUAACGCGUUCCCCCUAGUGAUAUAAACGAUGUAGUGUUCCGCAAUAUAGUUUGAUAUGAGACGAAAGUUUUUCGGUACCCCCUGUAUAAUUAAUAACUUGUUUUCAUUUCUUUUUCUUAUAUAUAUAUAUAUAACAUUUAUUUAUUAAUAAACCCUACCUUGGACUUUAUUUUGUACAUUACCCUGUGUAUUUAACGAAUAAUUUUUUUUUUUUUGAAAAUAUUGUUACGAAAUUAACGAUUAAUGUCAAUUUAUUAAAAAAAUGUUCAACAUAACCUCAAAUAUUCCAU
Molecule: messenger RNA, 3509 nt
Organism: Diorhabda sublineata
Lineage: Eukaryota; Metazoa; Arthropoda; Insecta; Coleoptera; Chrysomelidae
Gene: Kdm2
Product: jmjC domain-containing histone demethylation protein 1
Exons: 10
Coding region: 99-3101 (1000 amino acids)
Biological process (GO): protein demethylation; regulation of transcription by RNA polymerase II
Molecular function (GO): histone demethylase activity; DNA binding; transcription coregulator activity
Source: RefSeq, a predicted model, not a curated record